UUGAAAUUAGGAAAUGAAAGGACGAAGCGAAAAAAGUUGUUAAUCUUCAAACGAGCUGAAAAAUAUGUACGUGAAUAUAGGCAGCGUCAACGUCGUGAAAUAAAUCUACAGCGUGAUGCUCGAAGAGCGGGCAAUUUUUAUAUACCAGAUGAACCUCGUCUGGCUUUUGUUAUACGUAUUCGAGGUAUUAAUCAGAUGCACCCAAAACCGCGAAAAGUGCUUCAACUUUUUCGUUUACGCCAAAUUAAUAACGGCGUAUUCGUGAAAUUGAAUAAGGCAACAUUGCAAAUGUUACGUAUCGUUGAUCCAUAUGUUGCUUGGGGUUAUCCAAAUAUGAAGUCAGUUCACGAUCUUAUCUACAAACGAGGUUAUGCUAAAAUCAAUGGUCGUCGUAUUCCUCUUGUUGAUAAUACAAUUAUUGAAAAAGGAUUAGGAAAAUAUGAUAUUAUCUGCAUAGAAGAUUUGGUCCAUACUAUUUAUAACACUGGCGAGUAUUUCAAGCAAGCCACAAACUUUCUUUGGCCAUUCAAAUUGAAUAAUCCGACUGGUGGAUGGACGAAAAAAACAAACCAUUUUGUUGAAGGAGGUGAUUUUGGGAAUCGUGAGGAUCAGAUAAACAAACUGUUGCGUAAAAUGAUUUAA
Messenger RNA from Dracunculus medinensis (Guinea worm), 642 nucleotides. The record is from the annotation of a GenBank genome assembly. Lineage: Eukaryota; Metazoa; Nematoda; Chromadorea; Rhabditida; Dracunculidae.